This is a messenger RNA of Pomacea canaliculata, 1027 nucleotides long. RefSeq lists its product as uncharacterized. The transcript has 4 exons. The coding region runs from base 284 to 670 and encodes 128 amino acids. NCBI's taxonomy places the organism in Eukaryota, Metazoa, Mollusca, Gastropoda, Architaenioglossa, Ampullariidae. The record is from RefSeq and is a predicted model, not a curated record.
AAUACCAGGAGGUGGGCAGCGCAGCAGAGGAAGCAAUGACUGACACCGAACAAAUCUUCAUCAGCACCUCAUACGAUGUCAAAAGAGUUGCCCAGCAACACGCAGGCCAUUAUCGCUGCUGGGCUUGGAACAGCCAGGAUGACGCGGUUGUCAAUAGCCCAGAAGUGUUGAUCAGAGUUGUGUCUUCUUCGCCGUUGCGGCUGUGGGUGUUCACCAGACGGCUGACUGAGGGGACAAUCUGCACGCGCACUGCAGCGUGAAACAUAAGGCGAGGUUCCUGGUGAUGGGGCUGGAAUACAAACCCGACGGCCAGAAGGUGUACCAACCACUCGUCGACAACCAGGUAGUGGAGACGACGCCAGUCAACUGUUCCUGUAUGGCCAAGAUGGCAUCACGAGACGUGAAGGUGGUGGUGGGUAAGCAGCAUGGCGGUCUGAUUCGCUGCUGGGUCCAGCGUCUGGAGAAGAAUGUGAAGUUAUGGAGCAGACCAAUGAGAGUGACCGUUACUCCGCGACAAGCUGCCAACGUCACGACAGCCAGUGUGACAGAGGAAAGGCCUAUAGGUCACAUCACCAGUGAUCUGCAGUAUGCACCCGACACCAUUACCGCUGGACAUGGCCUACCCACAAACUUAUCCAGCAGAGGGACAGACACACAGCCUGCCCGCUAAUGUUAACCAGAUAGAAAGGAUAUAUAUAUAUAGAGAGAGAUAAAGACAGUAAGGAAGGGAGCGGUAAAGAGCAGACUACAAUAAUUUUAUCUGAUUUCAUUUUACAUGAUCAUUCUGUUAGCAGGUUUGCAACAUUUGUGUAUGUAUUCUGUGCCUCGGUGUGUGUGUGUUUGUAUGUGUGUGCACGCGCGUCUACUCAUGUGUGAGCAAAGUUCUGGAGAUAAGUAAUCGAUAUGGCUGUACGCAAGCAAAUCAUGAACUAUUUGUGAUGAUAUCAUCGUCAAAAAGCAACAUAGUAGCAAUAUUUGUCCUAGUGUGUCAGUGGGCAGCUGGUCAUUAAAUUAUUUCAGAAAUAUC